GUUAGGGUGAUUCUCAAGCAAUUUUUGUGAAGGAUUUUACAAUUGAGUUUUGGUAGAAUCUGCAGAUAUUUAUCAAAUGGCACUCUCCUACUUCCCAGAAACUAACAAAAACGAAAGAGAAUUUGCCAAAUUCCUGCUUCUUCUUAGUCUAGCACAAGUGCAUUAACAAAUAGAAAAAAAAAAAAAAAAUCCUUUUCUCCCGCACACACAUUCUAGCCUACUAAAACUUUCUCUCUCUUUCUCUCUCUCUCUGUAAAUACUGAGAGUAUUUCUGCAUUUGUUUCCAAGAAUCUCUCACAACUCCCAGAGGAAACAUAGGUGCUGAAAGUAAAUCUAGACUCAAAUUCAGAUAUAGUCAAGUGGGGUUGUCAUAUUUUUGGUGGAAUUAUCAGGUUAAGUUGAUUUGUGAGUCUGGGAUUUUUUGGGUAUGGCUAGUUGUACAUCAGCUGUGUGUAUGCCUCCUGAUACUCGAUUGCGAAAUGGGUUAUUAGCUGUUCUUGGGAAAAGAUUUUGCCCUUUGAAAAUGCAAGAUGAGAAAAAUGGAUUCUUAGGUGUUAACCAAAAGGGUAUCUCAAGUUGGCCACAUUUAAAGUGUUCAGCUAAUUCACAUAGGUUCAACAAUUAUCAAAGUAAAGACUCAUUUCUAAAUCUGCAUCCUGAAAUUUCAAUGCUCCGAGGUGAAGGAAACGAUACUUUUACUACCUCUAAACAAGAAAGCUCUGGUGGAGCUGUCACUGAGAGCUUAAUGGACUCGUCGAACUUGAAGAAUUUCAAUGAGGCUAAAAUUAAGGUGGUUGGUGUAGGAGGCGGUGGAUCAAAUGCAGUUAAUCGUAUGAUUGAGAGCUCUAUGAAUGGUGUGGAGUUUUGGAUUGUGAACACUGAUAUUCAGGCGAUCAGGAUGUCACCUGCGUUUCCUGAGCAUCGAUUGCCAAUAGGCCAAGAGCUCACGAGAGGACUCGGCGCCGGAGGUAAUCCAGAUAUAGGAAUGAAUGCUGCCAAAGAAAGCAAGGAAGCUAUUGAAGAUGCAGUUCGUGGUGCAGAUAUGGUUUUUGUGACUGCUGGAAUGGGUGGAGGAACAGGGACUGGUGGGGCCCCUAUAAUUGCUGGAAUUGCCAAGUCAAUGGGUAUCUUAACUGUUGGUAUUGUCACAACCCCCUUUUCUUUUGAGGGACGAAGAAGAGCAGUUCAAGCCCAAGAAGGAAUUGCAGCUUUGAGAGAAAAUGUUGAUACUCUGAUUGUCAUUCCUAAUGACAAGUUAUUGACUGCUGUUUCCGCAUCAACCCCAGUAACUGAAGCUUUUAACCUAGCUGAUGAUAUUCUUCGGCAAGGAGUUCGUGGUAUUUCAGAUAUAAUUACGAUUCCUGGGCUGGUUAAUGUGGAUUUUGCGGAUGUGCGUGCUAUUAUGGCAAAUGCAGGUUCCUCGUUGAUGGGAAUAGGAACUGCUACAGGGAAGACCAGAGCCAGAGAUGCUGCAUUGAAUGCCGUUCAAUCUCCUUUGCUGGACAUUGGCAUAGAGAGAGCUACUGGAAUUGUGUGGAAUAUUACUGGUGGUAGCGAUUUAACAUUAUUUGAGGUAAAUGCUGCAGCUGAAGUUAUAUAUGACCUUGUUGAUCCAAGUGCCAACCUCAUUUUUGGAGCUGUGAUAGACCCAUCAUUAAGUGGACAGGUCAGUAUAACCCUAAUUGCCACCGGUUUUAAGCGCCAAGAAGAAAGUGAUGGAAGGCCCCUCCAGGGAAACCAACUAGCACAGGGAGAUGCCAACAUUGGAAUCAACCGACGACCUUCAUCCUUCUUGGAAGGUGGUUCAGUUGAGAUCCCUGAGUUCCUCCGGAAGAAAGGGGGCUCUCGCUAUCCAAGAGUUUAAGAUCUUAGGUAUGCUCCUAAUAGUAACUCUAUCUCAGGGAAGUUACAUCCGAUGCCCUUUCUUAGUACAUGGAUACUUGUUCUGUUUUUCACUAGUCAUGCCGUAUAUAUCACUUCUUGGCGUUCAUUGGAAUAAGCUGGAGCUUUUUACGUUGAGAUAUGGAAGCAGCAGUCAGCGACCUUGUCAUUCAUUUAAGUGUACUGCAACAUAUUUGAUGUGUAGGUAGAACUCGGGCACGUGUGUGUGAUUUAGGAUCAGUUUUUCCUCAGUAGGGUAUGUCCAAUGCGUCCUAUCUCUAUGCUUUGCCACUAAUAGUAUGUGAAGAUCAAUUAUGUUUGGUGUGAAAUUGGAGGACUAUCUUUAUGAUAGCAAUGAAGAUAUUCAAACGACUAAGCCAUUUUCUUUUGAGUGAAAAGAUGCAGGUAGAUUAUCCACUGCUAGGGAGAAUUGCAAAAGAAACCAAUAUUUGUGAAAGGAUGAGUAGUAGUACAAGUACUGUUUUUAGUGCAUUAUAU
This is a messenger RNA of Nicotiana attenuata, 2379 nucleotides long. RefSeq names its product cell division protein FtsZ homolog 2-2, chloroplastic-like. The coding region runs from base 428 to 1864 and encodes 478 amino acids. The transcript has 9 exons. The record is from RefSeq and is a predicted model, not a curated record. Gene Ontology annotation, biological process: chloroplast fission. Gene Ontology annotation, cellular component: chloroplast; cytoplasm. Gene Ontology annotation, molecular function: GTPase activity; GTP binding. NCBI's taxonomy places the organism in Eukaryota, Viridiplantae, Streptophyta, Magnoliopsida, Solanales, Solanaceae.